Exaiptasia diaphana is the source of this 1156-nucleotide messenger RNA. Its product is annotated as histamine H2 receptor-like. Gene Ontology annotation, molecular function: G protein-coupled receptor activity. Gene Ontology annotation, biological process: G protein-coupled receptor signaling pathway. Gene Ontology annotation, cellular component: membrane. NCBI's taxonomy places the organism in Eukaryota, Metazoa, Cnidaria, Anthozoa, Actiniaria, Aiptasiidae. The record is from RefSeq and is a predicted model, not a curated record. Bases 25 to 1005 code for a protein of 326 amino acids. The transcript has a single exon.
UCUCCUACAUUGAUAAGCAUUGCGAUGGCAACCGAAAAUCUUACAUUGGUAGCUAACUCAUCAUAUUGCCCGGAGAGUUUUGUAAACAAUUCGAUAAUCAUAACAUUGAAUGUUGUUCUAAUUGCUGUCAAUGCUCCUUUUGCUCUUUUUGCCRUAGUCAGCAAUGUCCUGAUAAUAGCUGUGAUCGUAAUAUCGAAAGAGCUGCAUACCACUCCAAAUGUAUUGCUAUGCAGCCUGGCCAUUACUGACUUGAUGACAGGCCUGGCCACCCAGCCACUGAUGAUAGCAUGGCGAGUCUUAAUACAGCAAAUGGAAACCACAUGCGUCGGSGAGUUAGUGCACCUAUUGUACGAGGCAUUCCUUUUUAUCUGGACAGGUGGAUCAUUUGCAAAUCUUGCAUAUAUUAGCUUCGACAGAUUGAUAGCCAUAUCACAACCAUUGCGCUACAGCAGCAGAUCAAACCCAAGGAAAGGGAUGAKACGAUUGGCCGUCAUUUGGAUUUCUUGGAUUACUUUGGUUGUCUUGAAAUAUGUUAUAUUCACAGAAUAUAUCAGUUAUAUUAUCACUACAGCAAUUGCCUGUCUCUUGGUUGGAUUCCUUAUUGUUACUCAGAUAGCUACAAUUGUGUGCAUCAAGAAAAACAAUGCCAAAAUCUUGGCCCAACAUAAUGCAAAAAUCGUUUACGAGAGACAAAAGCGUGCAACCUUUACCAUCAUGGCAGUGCUUAUGGCACUUAUCGUGUUCCUCUUGCCAGCAGUUAUACUUCAAGCGUUCAUUGGUCGAUUGCACAAAAAAGGUAGAUUAAUGGCCAUGAAUUUCGCAAUUUCAGCUCUGUUAAUCAGCUCGUCUGCUAACCCUUUGAUCUAUUUGUGGAGGAGCCGAGAAAUCAGGGCAAAUUGCAUGCGUUAUUUUACGUGCAGCAAUGUUAAGGCAGAACGCAGUAUUGGUGAAGAGUUGCAGGAAAGAAGCUCGUAUACAAACCAUGCAGUAGAACAAUCUACGUGAUUGACCACUUGGGCGACUAACCACAAACAAAUGAAUUGAAAAAGACAAUAAUCCUUUCUUUCCUCCCAAGCCUCUUCCUCGCCAAUAUAACAAAUAUUGAAAUUGGACUAUUGUGUUGCUAUUAUAUUUUGCUUUGUUGUAUUUCAAAGAU